GUUCCUCUGUUCUGUGAUGUUUAGGGGGUCCAGUCCGGUCCAGCCACACAGACCUGCGUCUGGAGGAGCAGGAAAAACUUCAGCAGAGACGUGUCUUCUGAUAACGAGCUCUACACACUGUUCUCCAGAUUCGGAUCAGGAGCGGAGCACUUCUGGAAGCGCGCGAACAUGGACGAUCUAGACGCAUUGCUUGCAGAUCUCGAGUCUUCCACCGCCCAUAUCUCCAAGUGCCCAGUGUUUCUACCCGAGGAGACGCCAUAUUCCUACCCCACCGGAGGACACCUUUUUCAGGAUGACUCCCCUCUUCCGCCCCUGCCCCCUCCACCCUCAGCUGAGGCCCUGAAUGGAUCACUGUCCCCGCAGCAGGACUCCCAACACUCCUCACAACAGUCUCUGGGCUCUGCUCAUAAAAGCACGUUGUCUCGGGACAGCAGUCCACCAGCCUCGCAUACGGAAGAAGACCACGUUUACAGUUUUCCUAACAAGCAGAAGCAUUCGGACUCAUCAGCCGCAGCCAUGACUUCUGCCCUGGGCAGCAACCUGUCUGAACUGGACCGCCUUCUUCUGGAACUCAGCGCUGUACAGCAAAAUGCCCCAUCAUACUCCACCACAGAAGAUGCUGCACCUCCAUUGCCGCCCUGCAGUGUUGCCCACUAUAUCCAGGAGAAUGGAGCCCACCCAGGCAUCACACUGACACCGGCAGCCCAGGACAGGCCUCAGAGGAAUGAUACGAAGGGGACAGAAGAUGGCCGUCCCACUGUAGAAAGUCUUCUGAAUGAGUUGGAGAGCUCUGUGCCUUCCCCAACGCCAAGCCCCUGUGCUCUGACGAGUAAAUUGACGGACGGACAGGUGGACACAGCUUCCGAGCAGCAGGGCAGAAUAUCAGCCACCUCCGCUACACGAGAACUAGAUGAGCUCAUGGCCUGCCUCUCAGAUUUUAAGGUGCAGAGCAAUCCAAGUUCAUUGGGUUCCCUGAACUCUGAGUUAAUGUUUGAGCAAACUACUACAAUUGCUGUAAUCCACCCUCCCCCUACAACUGCCGUGUCCAAAUCCCUGUCCCCUACCCUCCCAGCGGAUCCAAGCCGAUAUUGCCCAGGUCUCUCCCCUCCUUUAAACUUUGAACUGCACAUUGUGGAGGAUUCUGGUGAACCGGGGGCUGCGCCUCCACCAUUGAGUGUUGUCCCAAAGCCUUCCUCUCGACUGUCUCCACCUGUAGCAUCCAGUCCUCAUUUUUCUUCAGUACCUGACCUGGGCUUGGAUACUUCCAUUGAGGUUUCUGCUUCCCUGCUCUCCUCCCAGGUGGAGUCUCUAGUGGUUCUGUCUCAGACUAUAACCACGACUUCCACAUCUGGAGGUGGGGACAUUUGUAGUAUCAGGGAGGGAAGUCCUUCUGCCAAAUUGACAAGCACUGGGCUAAAGUCCUAUUCGCCUAUCAUCAAGUCUUCUAGUCCAACAAGUGCCCCAGUGGUCAGCAGAACCAAUGAAAGAGUUAGUCCAUUGUUGACACCAGCAUCUAUUGAUCUGUAUCUCUCCAGCUCUGAAGCAAAACCUAUGAGUCCAGUGUCAUCUCUUCCCAGAUCUCCACUUCCUACAGUCUCUGAAUCACCAUCUCUGUCUCUUCCCAAAGCUGUUUCACCCCCUCUAAUCCUAUCCUCUUCCUCAUCUCUAGUGGUUCCCAAGUCCCCAAGCCCAAAACCAUCAUCGGGACAGCCUGAUUCAGCUGUUUCUCUCAAAACCCUUCCUCCCACUGGGCUUGAAUCAGCAACCUAUGAGCCAUCUCUUGAUGAUGCCUUGGAUAAACUUCUUGCCAUGAGCUUCAGCAUGCCUGAGAACGAGGCUCCAAUCACAGCAUCAGCGGCCUCACGGCUCGCUUCGGAAGUGCAACCAGAAGUUUACGAGGAGACAAUAGUAGUAGUGGAUCGCAGCAACAUUCAUCCAGACACUCACACAGAGAGUGAAAUUGGGGAUGGACUCUUGGAGGAUCAGUCGGACUGCAGGAGUGAUCUUGACUGGGCUGACAUGGAAUUGAAGAUGGCCUACGAAGGACCUGAUGGCUCCUUGACCCCCAUGACCGAGGCAAGCUGGAUGGAUGACUCCCUCACUCCGUCAUCUUGCCCUGGAACCCCAGAUGCCCAGAUGGACCUUCCCAUGCUCCAUAUGGCUGGCACGAUGGACAGGAUCUCAGCCUCUGGACAUAUCAAAUCAGUUAUUAGACGUACCAAGGAGAUUCAAAACGUCCACCCCAUGUACCGAGAUGGCCUGAUACGAAGGAAGAUGGGCCCCCUGAUUUUCCACAAGAGCAACUCCCAGGACCGGCUCAUUGAGGAACUGCAAGGCAAGCUGGGAAUUGCCCGUAAGGAUCGUCCGAAAAAGCAGCAGCCAGACGAUUGGCUCACAGAAGGCGUCAUUGUCAUGUCCAACCCCAAACGCUCACGAGAAGACCACAACAGGGAGGUGGAUAAGGUAGACGGGAAGGAUCUACGGAUUCAGCAAAUUCUGUUUCCAUUCAAUUCCUGAAAUUCUUUUGCUUAAUUGCGUUGAAGUUUCUCUGUAAUCACCUGCUUCUUUCUUCUUCAUUCCUACUUUCCAUCUUUUUCUCUCUCGUCUUCUGUCUUAUCGGUGUCUUCCUCUAGAUAUUCAUACCUCCUGAGUCUCCUCUUCCUCAGAGGAAGGUGAUCCCACCUCCCCAGUCUCCCCCGAUCCCUCGCCCCC
Molecule: messenger RNA, 2712 nt
Organism: Sinocyclocheilus anshuiensis
Lineage: Eukaryota; Metazoa; Chordata; Actinopteri; Cypriniformes; Cyprinidae
Product: proline-rich protein 36-like
Exons: 8
Coding region: 169-2517 (782 amino acids)
Biological process (GO): transforming growth factor beta receptor signaling pathway; endothelial cell migration; substrate adhesion-dependent cell spreading
Source: RefSeq, a predicted model, not a curated record